This is a messenger RNA of Pogona vitticeps (central bearded dragon), 620 nucleotides long. NCBI's taxonomy places the organism in Eukaryota, Metazoa, Chordata, Lepidosauria, Squamata, Agamidae. The record is from RefSeq and is a predicted model, not a curated record.
GCAUGCUUCAUUUUCAGACCCCUCAAGCCUCCUGGCAGGAUGAUAUAAAUCGGGGACAUAAGGAAGACAUUCUGUGUGUUGCACAGUGUCCACCUGCUCUCCUUGCCACAUCCAGUUAUGAUGGUGAAAUUAUUGUUUGGAAUAUGCACUCAGGUCACAUAUGCCAUAAAUUCCACACUCCAAUUACUCCUUCCGCUCUUGGUACCGAAUCUAUAGAUGGAACUGUUACUCAAGUAAUUUUUCUAAUGACUCGUGCUGUGAAAUUUGAAUCAUCCGCAGCCUCUCUUCUUUCCAAUGGGCCACAAGGCUCUCUGCACUUCUGGAGCCUGGGCACUGAAGAUCCACUUCUAGCACAUUUCAUACCUUCCAGAGGAAACUCUCUGAUCAGUAGCAUUGCUGUGACUGCCAAUGAUUCAUAUCUGUAUGUCGCCGAUGAGGAUGGGUAUGUGUACAUCCAUGACAUCCAAGAAUAUGCUGUUCAGGAUCCAGAAACAGAAGCACCAAAAUAUGUAAAUCAUUGGAGAGCUCAUUUGAAGCAGAUCAUGUCGUAAGUAUUGAUUUAAGUUUUAACAAAAUAAUGAUUUGUAUAUGUACAUGUCUAACCAUUUACUUUUCUGGCU